This is a messenger RNA of Elaeis guineensis (African oil palm), 3227 nucleotides long. Lineage: Eukaryota; Viridiplantae; Streptophyta; Magnoliopsida; Arecales; Arecaceae. The record is from RefSeq and is a predicted model, not a curated record.
AUCCCCCACCCUCUCUUUCCCUCUCCUUCCCGCCCCCUUGAUCGGCUCUGGCUAAGCCCCCUCAUCCUCCGGCCCCCAGCACGGUCAUAGGUUACAUCAGACGCCUACCAGUUCUCCGAUGCCGACCUCGAGCACCUCUUCCACUGGACUCUCGGCGGCGCCCCCGGCCGUCCCCGGUCCGAGUCUCUCCUUUCCUAGCUCCUUUGCUCCGCUCGUUAGUUGUGGAACAUGCCCUCCUCGAGUUUAAAUUACUGGCCUUUGUGCUUGUCCCUCCCCCAUCCAACUACAGAACAAGGGAAACUUGCGAAAAUAUGUGCUGCUUUCUUUCUUCAGUAUAAUAAUGCAUGGGACACGACUGCUUCCUAUUUGCAAACGUUCUCCUUUGCUUCCUACAGUCGUUUCCAAGCUUCGUCUCGCAAAUUACAGAAACUUAUCUGGAUUAGCUGUAAAUUCUAUAAAUUUUAAUGAUAUUCCUCAAAAAGAAGAAGUCUUUUCUUUCGCUAGAAGAGGAACUGUAGAUGAGGAUUUGGUGGCUCGGUUUCUGUCGAUGUUGAGGGCCUGCCACGACCCUUUGGAUCUCCAGAAAGGCCGCCAAGUUCAUGCCCAGUUGGUCGUGAAUGGCGUCGACCACGAUGAUUCUUUGGGCACUAGACUUUUGGGGAUGUAUGUUCUCUGCCGCAGUUUUUCAGACGCCAAAGAUGUGUUCUUUCGGCUCAAAAAGGUGUCACCUCUGCCUUGGAAUUGGAUGAUCAGGGGUUUUACUAUGGUUGGUUGCUUUAACUUAGCUUUGUUAUUCUAUUUUAAGAUGUGGUUUGUUGGUGCCUUGCCAGAUAAAUACACAUUUCCUUAUGUGAUCAAGUCUUGUUGUAAUUUAUCUGCUGUUGGAUUGGGUAGGUUAAUUCAUAAGACAAUUUGUUUGAUCGGUUUGGAAACGGAUCUCUUUGUAGGUAGUUCAUUGAUUAAAAUGUAUGCAGAGAGUAAUUUUGUUGAUGAGGCAAGAGAGGUGUUUGACCGAAUGCCGGAAAGAGAUUGUGUUCUGUGGAAUGUGAUGAUUGAUGGAUACGUGAGGAAUAGGGAUAGAGGGAAUGCUGUUGCACUUUUUAAUAGCAUGCGAAGAGGGGAAACUAAACCAAAUUCUGUGGCAUUUGCUGGUGUGUUGUCCAUUUGUGCCACAGAGGCAAUGUUGAAGUAUGGUAUUCAGCUUCAUGGCCUCACGAUCAGAUGUGGGUUAGAUUUGGAAGCAUCGGUGGCGAAUACACUGUUAGCCAUGUACUCAAAAUGCUGCUGCUUUACUGAAAUGCAGAAAUUGUUUGAUUUGAUGACACGAACUGAUUUGGUGGCUUGGAAUGGGAUGAUCUCUGGGUAUGUCCAGAAUGGACUGAAGAAUGAAGCCUUAGGUUUGUUCUACCAGAUGCAAGCAGCUGGCAUCAAACCAGAUUCCAUUACACUGGCAAGUUUUCUUCCUGCCUUUUCUGACUCGACUAGCUUGAAACAAGGUAAGGAAAUACAUGCUUAUAUAAUAAGGAAUGGUGUGUGCAUGGAUGCAUUCUUGAAGAGUGCGCUUAUCGAUAUCUACUUUAAAAGCAAAGAUGUUAGGAUGGCGCAAAAGGUUUUUGAUGCUACUGGAGCAAUGGAUGUGGUUAUUUGUAGUGCAGUGAUAUCUGGUUAUGUGCUCAAUGGAAUGAACCAUGAUGCACUGGGAAUGUUCCGUUUGUUGUUAGAGGCACAGCUAAAGCCCAAUGCUAUCACAGUUGCUAGUGUUUUGCCAGCAUGUUCGUGUUUGUCUGCUUUAAAAUUGGGGAACGAGCUACAUGGUUACAUUCUUAAAAAUGCAUUUGAGGGAAAAUGCUAUGUUGGAAGUGCGCUGAUGGACAUGUAUGCCAAAUGUGGUAGACUUGAUCUUGGCCAUCAAAUCUUCACAAAGUUGUCUGAGAGGGACACCAUAGCAUGGAACUCAAUGAUCACAAGCUUUAACCAGAACGGACAACCAAAAGAAGCUAUUGGUCUUUUCCGCCAAAUGGGGUCGGAAGGAUUGAUAUAUGACAGUGUCACUAUAUCCUCUGCCCUAUCAGCAUGUGCAAGUUUACCAGCACUACGAUAUGGGAAGGAGAUCCAUGGUUUCAUGACAAGAGGGUCUUUGAGAGCAGACUUAUAUGCUGUUAGUGCUCUAAUAGACAUGUAUGCCAAAUGUGGGAGUUUGGACAUAGCUCAUCGUGUCUUUGAUUCGAUGCAAGAAAAGAAUGAGGUAUCAUGGAACAGUAUAAUCGCAGCUUAUGGGACACAUGGUCUUGUUAAGGAUGCAGUAAGUCUAUUCCAGCAGAUGCAGAGUGCAGGAUUUCAGCCAGAUCAUAUAACAUUUCUUGCUUUAAUAUCUGCUUGUGGUCAUGCUGGUCAACUUGAAGAAGGAUUUCGAUUUUUCCAUUGUAUGACAGAGGACUAUGGAAUUGCUGCUCGGAUGGAGCAUUAUGCUUGCAUGGUUGAUCUAUAUGGCCGUGCUGGGAAAUUGGAUAAAGCUUUCAACUUUAUAACAAGCAUGCCAUUUAAACCAGAUGCUGGUAUUUGGGGUGCACUGCUUGGAGCUUGCCGUGUUCAUGGCAACAUUGUGCUUGCUGAGCUUGCUUCAAAACAGCUCUUUGAGUUGGAUCCCUGUAACUCUGGAUACUAUGUGCUGAUGUCAAACAUCCAUGCAGUGGCUGGUCGGUGGGAUGGAGUAUCAAAAGUACGAAGCUUGAUGAAGGAGAGAAAUGUACAGAAAGUGCCAGGAUGUAGUUGGAUUGAGAUCAACAACAUCAAUCAUAUAUUUGUUGCAGCCGACCAAAGUCACCUAGAUUCUUCACAAAUUUACUUGUUAUUGAAGUGCAUCAUUUUAGAGCUAAUAGAGGAAGGCUAUGUUCCACAACCAGACUUUGUUUAUCCGCUAAACAUGAACUCCAACAAGCAAGUUGAUUUUUGAUGGCUUCUGAGGGGAACAUGAUAUGCCUUCAUCUGAAGAUUUGGAGAAACCGCCAGAGUCGAAUUUGAACUAGAAUAGGUGGAGUUAAAUUGGUAAGCUUCUACUACAACCUCCGGAAAUGGAUUUUUUUUGGUGAAUUUUGAUCCAUUCUUUAAAAUUCUUUUAAGAUGUCAGAGUGUGACAAUAUUAUGACUAACAAAUGUAUACGAGAUGUCUUCCCAGAUUUUUUGUAAGUUAUUGGUAACAAUAAAUUUCCAACAGGAGCUUUUUUUCC